Molecule: messenger RNA, 14369 nt
Organism: Porites lobata
Lineage: Eukaryota; Metazoa; Cnidaria; Anthozoa; Scleractinia; Poritidae
Source: the annotation of a GenBank genome assembly
UGCGCGAAACUUGUAAAUGGUACAAACGGCACCUGGUUGCUGGUAGACUACAAAACAAAGGAAGAUUGGUGUGAAUCAUUUUUAACGUGUUUCCAUUCGUCGGUACUACAAAGAAGAUGUUUGGAAGACUUUUAUUUCUAUAAGCAUUUCUUCUUACAGUCACCGACUCAACAGGCGUUUACAUUUGAAAUAAGCACUUAUUUACCUGCUACAAGAAUACAGGUCAAUUAUUGUCCAUACCCUUACCUUUUCAGUGUUAACAUUAUCCAUUGUGACUCUGGUGGGAGGUACAACGAAAGCGGUACGUAUCUGAUUUUGGUUAUGAUUUUUUAAUUAUAAAACUCAUGUUGUAGCGUGUUGUUGGGAGUUGUUGGGCAAAGUUUGAAACCGCUGUCAAAUGUUUGAGCCAACAACUCCCAACAUUUUGUUCCGAAGCGUGGUGCAACAAUGUUGGAUCCGUUUCUAAAGCUCUUCAGACAUUGUUGGGGCCACUCACUUGCAUUAAACAUAGUUUACAAAGUGUUCUGGGUUGUAUUCUCUCCAGGAUGCACUGCAGGUCCCAAUAUUGUUUGCCAACACGGACGUAACAACUUUUAACAUUGUUGGCCCCACAAUGUUAGGGUUUGUUGGAUCCUUUUGCAUGUAGCUUUAGGUUCCUACUUUUGUAAGUGAUUAGAACUGCAGUGAUGAUGAUUUCCCUCAGUCAAGUCUGGUCAAAACAAAGAUGAACAUUUUAUCUGUAGCAGUUUUUGUUAAAUCAUGGCUCCUUUUUUUUUGAUAGGAGCCUAUUUAUUCUUUAAUACUCAGUAAUCCAGUAGGCUUUUUUUUUCAAAAAAACGGGUUUCAGAAGUAGAAAUUGAAUACUCAUUUAAAUAUAACAGCUUUAUUUUGUCUUUAAGAUGUCACCUUUUUUUCUCAUUUUUAUCCGUGAUGGAACCAGAUAUUGAUGAUAUGGAAGACGAGACUGAGUAUGACUUAAUCAAAGAGGUACCAAAACAAACCAAUUUAAAGGUCUAUAUUAGUAAAAAUUAUUCUAACGUCUUUCACUGUUGAAAAGCUAUCAAUGUGUUCCAUUACCUGUCUUUCUCUAAGAUUCCAUGCUAUCACAGUGAAAUUUUCGUCCAAAUAUUGUAAAAAUACGUCACAGUUAGUUGGCAUUUUACAACACGCUUUGCAGCUUGGACUCCUAUGCCUGACGUCAUUUUGCCAGAGUUUUGCGCAAACGCAAGUUGCUAGGUGUUUAGGGCUCAGACAAUUUGGAUGUCCCGCUAUCCCGGCCACUAAGUUGCGUAACUCUGUUAGAAAAUGGUGUCACCAAAAAUGUCAAACAAACUUUUCCAGCUAGAACAUUGUUACACAAUUGUUACUUAAGAUCUGUGCGAGGUCGGACCUCAAUCAUUUUAGAAGACAUAUAUUUUUAAUGAUUGCCACUUUUUCUAGCCUUACUUUUACGUAGAAAAGACUUACAAUCACUUUAUUUAAUAAUUUCUGAAUCAGUUUAAACAACACUAAGGGCACUGCAUCUGACAACAAAAAUUAGCUGUGAAAAGUUUAGCGGUUUUUGCGAAGGUUUGAAUGUUUCCUCCCAUUGUUACUUUUUUAGUCAUGCAUUUCCGAUUAAUACGGUCGUUUGCUUUUACUUUCCUAGAUGACAAAUGCAUUAAACAAACUUGACUUUCAAAAGAAAGACUCUUUGCAGGUAAUUGAAAAUUAUUGUAUAAUAAUUUUAUUUCUUUUUCCAUAUGGCAUUUUUGUAAGUCUAUUACUCAGAAAGCAUGAGUACUUUAGAGUGUCAUCUGAUCAGAUAAAUGUGAUUAGAGAGGGUCUGGACUUACCCUUCCCCGUAAUCUACCACCUAGAGACGUUCUGAAAAGACAAACCCUGAUAACGAUAUCUUUUUGAAGACUGAAUCCUUGGCUUUUUUCGCGGUUCCUUUUCCUAGGAAGCUGUCAAGGUUUUCGAUGAUAAAAUGAAAGAGUACGCCAAUCGUACAUCAGUAGACGGUAGAAGUCUGAAUAAAACAGUGGAACAAAUGAUGGAGGAAGUGCUGACGGCUACUCUCCUUUUCGAGGAAUUUGCAUUAAAAUUUGGUCAGUAUCACCUCGUCAACAAUACAGCACAUCUCUCGGUGAACAGCCAAAAUAUAGGUAAGUAUUUAGAAUCGAUCAUUCCCCCCUGACAUUACGGAGAAAAUGUUAGUGUUCAAAACAGUGAAAUAGCGGCCAUGUUAAGUUGGUGUAACAAGAUAAUCCUUUGGGGAUCAAACUCUCUUCUCAAGUAGAAACUUUUAAUUUCUUUGUUCCAAGAUAUUUACAUAGCUACUGACCACCUGAAUGAAAACGGCAAUAUUUUAAAUGUUCUGCGACUUCUACAUUUUGCUGUCUUGCCAUUUACAAGUUACAACCCAAAAGCAUGUUCACUUAUAGUGAAGAAGAUUAAUUAAUGGUUUCGAUUAGGUCAUCACAGUAAGGGUAAAUAGAAUAUGAAACCAUCGGUAAUAUUUUGAUAAAAACAUUCAUGAAAAAUUCUCAUCGACAAAGAGGAAAUGCAAUUUUUAGGAAACAAGACACUCUAAAAAAUCGUUAACUCGAGCUUGCUUGGAGAUUAGAUAAGAAAUAGGAGGGGAUUGGUCUUUGAGGAGUCGGUGUGCCAGCGUGGAACCAUGUGGGGAAGGGGAAAAAACUCAGUGCUACCUAGCCAGGUUACACAGUAACCAUUGAUUGCCUUUGUAGACAUGUGAGAAAUACCUAAUCAUGUAAACUUCAUAAGGUGUCUAAGGGCUUUUAGACCAAUGGAUCUGGUAUAAACCCACUAUCCAGGGGUAGAGGAAAUGCGUGACGACACAAGGUACGGUCGCAAUCGACGGAGAAUGGGCUAAGGCUCACUUGUGGGAGUUCUGGGAAAAUUUUGGCUAUUGAGCCGCCAGCGUGAGCCAGCGAAAAAAGCUACCUGUACUAUUUACUGUCUAAUGAAAUUCGGGGCAAGAAAAAAAAAAGAGGCCCUUUACCGUCUUAAUUCACGGGAGGACUUCCAUAUGAAAAGUGGAGGGGCUUAAGCGUUCGUCUCAUUUACGACAUAAAUUAAAGACUUUGGUGCUCCAUUUAUGGUGUUCAGGAAUAAACUCUUAACUUUUGCACCCGAAUCGCUUUUACUCCCCUGGGGUGGUCAUGAGUGAAAAGAGCAAAUUAUGUAGUUGUAAUUGCAGGGUUAAAACUACGGUGAAGGUUUCGAAAAAGGAGUUUAACAGUAACAAUAAUUUCAAAUGCAUAAAUUCUCUGCACUUUACUAAAGUUAUUGUAUAAUAGCUUUACAGAUCAGAAAAGGAGUCUACGACAACGGGAGCCAAUUUGAUCUCUUUGAACCAGAAGGACAAAACUACAUCAAAAUUCCUUCAGAAGACUUCAGUCGUAACGGUAUGCAAGCAAAUUCGUUAUCCCAGUAGUAACUAAAACAGCCGCUAUUCAUGUGAGAGAAAACGCUGCACAGCCGAUUUCUACUAUAACGGCCUCUGUUUUCGUCCCGGGGGGAGAUAUUUACUCUUGUGCUACCCGCGAUGUUGACAUACAAUUCCCUUAGACUGAUCUUCAUACAUUUCCUUACAGAACCAGUUCAAUUUUUAUUUAACCUUUUUUAUGAUUUUACCCUGAUAACUUAAGAAGAAAAUUGAGAAAAGAGUUUAAACAUGUUUAAAGCCGUGCUUUUGUCGUUAUCACGUAAGUAUGGAUCGCUUUUUUUUUCAGGUUCAAUUUUUCUAGGUGUCAUCUAUAAAACACUCCAAGAACUGUUUCUCGUAAACCAAACGAAUACAAUGAUUAACAAAACAAGGUCAGUGCUAGCUAGUGUAACUAGCUUUCCGUAUACUCUAGAGUACAAGACAGCUAUGUCUAGCUAGCUGCAAAAUAUUUAAUGUCGGGGUCCAUUGUCGUACGUUCUUGUUCUAAGACUUUUAACUGUAGGUUUCUUGAGGUCUUUAAAGAAUUGAUAUGUUUGUGCACAUUUUCUGUCCAAACUCUGUUCCAAAGUGAGGUUUUCCUUACGAAAGGACACUAUUCUCCACCCUAAUCUAUAUACAAACCAGCAUUAAAAUGGAAUCCGUGUUACAGAAUGGUUUUUUAUUCGGGCAUAUUCUUAAUUAACCGUCAACUUACACUACUACAUUAACCUAGGGAGAGAUGCCAGGUCUUAACGUUUUUCGCCUAUGGACCUAUAAUAAUCUCUCUUUAUGCUUUUCAGAAAAAGUGAAUUUCUUCUGUGACUUUUAUGUUCUCUUAUUUCCUCUGCUUUUCAGCAAGAGUCUCAACACUAUGAUCAUGUCAGCAACAAUUAAUCCUCAUCCUUCCACGUUGCAGCGAAACGUCACACUUGUGUUCUUGAACGUAAUGGUAAGCUUUUCCUAAACAAGAAACUUCCUAGGUUAUCUAAUUAUUCGGAUACCUGGAUAUCUACGGGAUAGUUACUGACAAUACGUACUGACAUGGCCAUUAAUGAAAUAAAUCCUUAAGCCAAUACGUCUUUUUGCUCUGGACUUACCCUAACAAAUUCUUAGGCUCGUAUGAAUCAACAAAACCCCUUUUGUUGGUACUUCAUCACAUUAACUUCUUCAGUCUUAGAGGAAUAUCUAGUAUUUUAAAACCUGAUGUCACUUUUUGACGAGCUAAACUGAGAUGUACUGAAAAUCAUAACAAGAUUCGUUUCAUUUUCGAUUUUAGAGGGCAACAAGGAAAAGAGAGUGUGUAUUUUGGAACUUUAGGGAAGACAGGUAAAUUGAACAGCAGGUGCCGACGGUAAUUGUAUAAAAAAAAUUCGCCACUUUAGAAAGAGAAAGAAACUGGGACGAGCUAACUUUUAGCAAAGACUUCUGGGACUGUUCUUCAAACAGGGGAGAAAAAAUUGGCCAAUCGCUGACCGGUGCGUCUCCAAUAACAAUCCCAGAAACAACUGCGGGAUGUAUUUCCGCUCUUGUUUACUUCUCGUUUCUAAAGUUGCGCAUGCCUAUUCGUAUCAAACUUUGGAUUGCAAUUUUGGGAUAACAAUGACAGAGGUUUUCGCUACUUUUAAGGUUUUUUUUUAUUGUUUAAGGUAAAGUGCCUCUAUUAUUCGCGAAACAAAGGUUGCGAUUACCGAUGCGUAGCCAGAUCAUCGACCGCGAAAUUCAAAUCUUCGUAAGCCACUGUAGCGUAACAAGUGCCGACUUAGCGGUGAAGUGCCCAGAGUCUUAUAGAUUUGGCAUAUGGAUUAGACUUAUAAAUUGGGGAAGAAGUUGAUGGGAAAUCGUAAAUGGUUUAACUACGGUGGAAAUGCACGUCAUCUGUUUUACAGACGGUACACGUAAAUACGAAGAAACGGCAAACAAUUCAAGUUAAAUAGCCUGAGAAAACACCCUACAUUUGGUGACGGUACUACUGGUUCAUCCGCCAAAUGACGUCUGAGAACGAGCGCAGAAAUUCCAUACUGAUGACGCGUCACUACCCAGAACUGGGUAGUGCUUCUGAUUGGUCGUACCGCGUGGGAAAUAUGAUUCAAUCAAUCAGGAGCACUAUGGAAUUUCUGCGCUCGUUUCUCACACGUCAUUUGGUGGCGAAACCACGUAGCGUCGCCAAUGUCGGCUGUUUUCUCAGGCUACAAGUUAAAUAGAACUAAAAGGAUUAAAAACCCCAGCUGUAAGGUCUGUCAAGAAGCAACCAGUUCGCUGUUUACAAGCACGGGGGAGGAGUUGAACUCGGGGUGGCCGAGAAACUUCAAAUCCAGCUUUUGCUAGGAGGAGAUUUAUAUCCGAGUUCUUCUUAAAGCUUGCCGACAGUUGUCCACGCCGCUUCUCUAGAUACAAAAUAAUCUAUCCCGCGAAGUCUGUCACAGCUUUAGUUAGCGCCUUAAUGUGAUAAGACAGGACAGGAUGAGAUGAUAUGACAUGACACGGGAUUGUUGUGUUCCACACUUUAGUUAGCUAGUGGACUGUCCCAGUUAGGAACUAGAAAUACGUAUAUCGCGUAUCCUUGUAAAGCUCGAGGGAGGGUGGCACAGUAAAUGCUAGGAAUGUAAGGGUGGAAGAGAAAUUGAAUAAAUGGUGUACCGGCGGAGGGUGAGUUUUAACAGUGGAUCCAAUAUUGCAAGCUGGGAUAUCGAAGUACUGUGUCUCCUUUUGGUUGGAGCAUUUUCAAACCCAUUCCUCUGGCUUUGAAAAUGAACGGCAAGAUCGAAAACGGCAGUUCUUACUCUUAAAAGUAAAAACGUUGCCUGCUUGUGCUGGUGACUUAUUUUAUUGUUCGUGAAGCCCUGUAGGUUGGUCAGGACGAGGAUGUCAUGUCAAAUGGUUGAAUGACUCCAGGACAGAAUGCAGCUGCAAUCACUUAACUCACUUUGCAGUUCUAAUGCAGUUUGACACAGAUUCUGAACUGAAAACUGGCCAAUACAGUAGAUUGCAAAAGGUAGGGCACAAGACAGAAAGAACAGAAGCAAGUUUGUAGGGUCUGGAAAGGAGGGUCUUGAACGCACAUCCCAAACUUUUUUCAUCGCUAUUUCGAAUAUCUUUUUUUUCCAAACUCGCAUCAGUGGCUAAAUUUCAGCUUAUCUUACUUCUCGUCUGGCAGUCACAUUCCGUGUCCCGUCAACGUAUUCCCAAAUCCCGCACUGUAUUUUGUUCACAUCCUGUUUCCCGGAAAUACCCUUCCAGACACUGAGGAAAGGCUGGCCACACCAUCGGGGUCUACAUCCUCUACUUUCCUACUAUCUGCUUCCCGUCAAAUCUCGAAUACUAUCAACGUUUUCCUGAAUCCUGCACUGUAUUUUGUUAAGAUCCCGGAUCCCGGCAGUAUCCUUCCAGACCAUGUUUUUAGGUUGUCUAGUCGAUUAAUCAUGUUGUUAUACAACACGCGUUAUUGGGGUCACUCAGGCGGGUUUCGGGGAGCAAAUCUGAGUGCAAGACAAGAGAGAGGGAGGAAAAGAGAAAAAUAACGCCUGUAGACAGGUUAUUGUUCUCUCUCUUCGAAACGGUCAUCUGGCGAACGCUGGUUUCUAUUGGCUGAGAGAGAGGCAAUAUUUCUCUCUUUUCCCUCCUCUCUCUUGUAUAACGCCUCGUACUGGCGGCUUAAAACCCGCCUGAGCACCCCAAUAACGCCUGUUGUGCAGCCUAAGAAUAAACAGUUGUGCCUAGGAAAUUAUCGUUUUAUUGUGUAAUAGUGGUGUUUUGAUAACCGUGUUUAUGAGGACACUUUUUGUUAAAAAUCGAAAUGCCCGCCAAAAUCCUCAAAUGACCCGGUUUCACUGCAUGUGUGAAGUUUAAUCUCGUAACCGUACUGAAGGAGAAUAUCACUUAUAUUUUGUCCUGCAAAUAUCUGAGUAAAAAGCAGGCGGUGUUGGACACGGUCCGAAGGGCAUCAUGGGGAAAAAAUCAAAAACGGCUCAUUUGCAUCUGACCUUCGCUCUGUUCACAUCUCUCGUUACGCCAUAAAAAUACCGGGAGAAAUAGUGUGAUAUGGGCAUUACAGGUCUUUUUCCGCUUUUAAAAGAUAUGACAUGCGAUGUUCAUUUGAGAUCUUUCUCCGGAAAGGUGGCCGCAAUCGACGUUUACUGCUGGCUUCACGAAACUGUUUUUUUUGUGUGUCGAAGAGAUAAUUUUAGGGAUCGAAACAACGCGACAUUGACGUGUGCAUGAAGGAUACUGAUCUUCUCAUCGAAAAUAAUGUGCAACCUAUUCUGGUUUUCCAGAAGAAGCUGGAGCGCAAGGCAAAAGUGGAAUCCUCCUUCGCUAACUUGUUGUUGUUGAGGGCAACAACAAGUUAGCGGAGGUUUUCUAUUCAUUUUAGUCCGUACGAAUUCAGUUUUAUUUGUCCGUUGUUUUUUUGUAUGAUUUAUUAGGAAUCGUGAAGAAUCUCGCACAGGUUUAACUCUUUGCAAACAAGGGCAGAAGGAAGAAGCCAAGGAACUAUUCAAAAGGAGGCCCUAAGGGCCGCUUCGAUGACAUAUAUAUCACAAAAACAUAUCAUAUUUUUUAAGACGAAUAAAAAAGGAAAGAAAGAAAGUAUUCUAAGCUGAUCGUGUAGUGAAAGUCUUCUAAGCCGAUUCGAUCGUGACCGCGCGAGUAUAUUUAUAAUACUAAAGAUGGCGCAGAAUGGAGUCACGAUUCACGCAUGUAGGUAAACUUCAAGUGGCAUUUUGACCCUUAAAACGGCGGGGCCCGCUGGGGCCCGCUGACCAUUUCAGAUACUUGAACAACAAAACUAAUAGAUUAUGCGAAAACUGGAGGUCAGGGGUCGUUGAACACUGAGAAAAUGUAGACUGAAAAGCAUAAACAAUAGCUCUUAACUAAACCAAGGGAUUAUGCACAUGAAGAAUUCCAAAGAACAAUAUCAAUAGAAAACAAACAUACAUCAUAUUGUUUUAAGAACUGCGGCUUGCUACAUCUGUCUACUCAAACUUUUCCAAAAAAUAUAAUCGUAAACCACUUGUUAAACGGCGAAAAGCGAAGAAAAUCGAAGAGACUACCCGCACAAAGGAGAAAGAAUCGGUCCGCCAUCUGCAAUGACGUGAUUGGACAAAAUUGGUCACGUGGACCGUGUCCAACACCGCCUGAGUAAAAAGUGAACAGAUCUUACAAAAGAAAGAGGUUAUAGCUCAAAAUGUUUUUGAGAACAAAUUCGGAGAAAAAUUAGCCUGCGUGCCAGCUGCUCGAAAGCGUGUCGGGCUUUUGAGAACAAAAUUAGCCUGUCUGGUACGGUGGAGAUUAAAUGGUUUUUCGGUUGUUUCGUAUGGAGAAAGAUGAAAAGGUGCUGAAUAUUCUGACCUACUUGGGUCUUACCCUUUCCUUAAUCGGAAUCAUAGCGACAAUAAUCUGCUACACAUUUCUGACGUAAGUACAUGUAACAUCUUUUUAAAACAUAAUCAAAUGUUUGAACACGGCUCCUUAAGCCCAAAUUUUGAACGUUUUCCCUUCUCAGUCUUUAAUUUUUCUUAUCUUAUCUUUUCUUAUCUCAUACAUCUUAUCUUAUCUUGUCUUGCCUUGUCUUGUACUUCAUUGUAAUGCUUUGUAUUGUAUAGCCUUUUCUCCCUCCCUUCGGAGGGAGAGAAGAGACGACCGGAAAUACGUCUGCGCUUCGCAGGCUAUGUAUUGUAUUGUAUAACAUUGCAUUGUAGGGUAGUGUAUUACAUUGUAUUUUACUGUAUUGAAUUGAAUUGUAUUGUAUUGUAUGAUAAUUUGCUUUGUAUAGAGCGUUUUCAUAUGACGUAACGGAGGCCAUUAAAAAAAAAAAACAAUAAAAACUAUAAAAAGGCGGCCAUGUUGGUGUUCCAAACCAGUCCUGUGGGAGUUGAGCUCUUUUUUAUGUAAACACUUUCUUUUGUUCCAAUAAAUUUGCACAGAUGCUGGUCACGUGAAUGAAAGACGCUCUAUUGUGUUGCAUUGUUAUAAUACAGAUUUAGAGAUUCCCUUGUUAGACCCACCCAGAGUGGUUUUGUUGAAGACAAUGUAGUUGUUUAUCUUUACACAGCGAUAUUAAAGCACCACUGUCACAAAUCCGGAUAAGUCUUGUCGCUUCCCUUGGAGUGGGCCAAAUAAUCUUCCUCGCAGGCAUUGGAGCAAUUGAAAACAAGGUGAGAACUCGUUUAGGCGCUGGUCAUAAUCACUUUAGGCAACUGAACACUACAGAAAAUACCAUAAUAUACCAUAAUACUCUUCGUUAGUCACUCCAAAAGUUUGCAUAAGCAUUGUUUUCAGUUUCCGUCGUGGAGCCAUUUUAACUCCCAAGAGAAACUGAAGACAAUGCUUAUGCAAAAUUUUGGAGUGACCAACAAGAAGUAUUAUGGUAUGUUUUGGCAUUUUCUGUAGUGGUCAAUUCGUCACUUAAGCAACGUACGAGAAGCGAAAUAGGCCGGGUUAACUUUCGCAAAGACUUGGGACUGUUACUAGUAAAGGCGAAAUUUUAUUUCUCUUGCUGAACUUGGAUAUGGUCCCUUGGAAUUCAACUUCACCCAGGAGGGUUCGCCUACAUUUGACAAAGUAAGUGGGUAGGAAUAAUCGCGAUAAAGACUGAAAGAACACAAAUUUACUUUUUAAGAGACGUUCUCGUUGCCGUGGCGUCGUUGGAUCUUAAAGUCCCUUUUAAGGAUCACAGAAACAAUUACGGGAAGCAUAUCUGCUCCACUUUCCUUCUCGUUUCUAAGGACCUAUUUACAUAGAGGUGGGGAAAGGUGAGGUAACCUGCUAUGGUGGUAGCCCACCUGCCCAUAUAAUUUCUCAUAUGGUCAUCCCACCUAUCAUGAAACAGCUAUCAAAUCAAUGAGAGAUUGUAUAAACAGGCGGGUUUCCCCACCAAAGCGGGUUACCUCGCCUAUUUGGGGUGGCAAAUUAACUCCACAUACUUUACGUUAAAUGUCUGACGUUUUAAUUUUGUGGAUUCCAUUUAAUAAUACUGAAAUGGAAACAUAAGGCAAGAUGGGAUAUUAAAAAUUACCCGGGGUCAAUUUAAUAGAACUUUUACAAGUGUAUUUUAAAAGUGUAGCUAUUGUUUUCAGACUCUACGCUUGUGAAUUACACUCGUAAAAGUUUUGUUACAUGGAACCCUGGUCAAUCUUAAUAUUGAAGCUUUCCGGGGUACUUUUCUAGAAUUUGCCAGAAAAAAAGAGACAAAUUUAGUAAUCUUCCUCGUCCUGGAAUCUUAAGGUACAAGGUGGUUACAGUGUCCUUCAAGUAUGCGACUUUUGACUACAUGUUGUACUUUGCAGGGCGUCUGUGUAACAGCAGCAGCCCUGAUUCAAUAUUUCCUUAUGGCGGCUUUCUGUUGGAUGUUAAUAGAGGGAAUUUAUCUUUACUUGUUUGUUGUCAAAGUCUACAACGUUAGCAGCAAGAUGAAAAUUUGUCACGGAAUUUCAUGGGGUAAGUGUAAAGGGAUAAAUUUGCAUUUUAGUUUCUCAAAUUUUGGGCAAAGAUGAGGAUGAAACUAGUAAGUGUAGGACUAAAGACUGAAUGUAACGGCGAAAAAAAAAACACAAUAGCCUCAACGUUUCAAUUAAAUUUUAUCGAAGAAGCCAAAUUGACAGACCCAAAUUUCAAAUUUUGUUCCUGAUAAAUCCCUGAAACUCAUUUUCUGACGACCUUCGCAUAAUUGACAUUCUAAUGUUAUCAAUGCUUCACCUGAUAGCUGGCGACAAUUAUUCUCGCGAAUACUUCAAAGUGUGUUUUAAGUUUCAUGCUUGUUAUGCAGUGUAUAUAGAGUGGUUUUCGCACUUUUGAGUUUGUGCGUUAAACCCGAAUUAAUAUUUUGAAUGUUCAAGUAAAUUUUAUAAUUGAACUCCUCCCGCCACACCUUUGUUUCAGGCUUUCCUGCGGCAAUGGUCACUUUAUCGCUCACUGUUGCUGCCGGAAUGGACGGAAUCACAAGUUUUGUUAGCGAUGAAUAGUAAGAAGAGAAAUGGUGAAAAGUAGAAUACGUAAAGAUACAUCGUUUUCGUUUACCUACGAGGGUGAAUUACCCAUACCCUUUCUCGUAUAUACACCAUUUUCCGUUCAUCACGGGGAAAUAAAUUUUUAUUAGUAUAGGUAAUAGCAUGAUUUGUAGUGAUAUUUGGCAUAAAUACCACGAGUGAUAUUUCGAAAUUGUUGUACGUUAUUUCACGAGCCGUUUGGCGAGUGAAAUUUGAGACAACUUUGAAAUAUUACGAGUGGUAUUUUUGCCAAAUAUCACGUACAAAUCAUGCUAUUAUUUGUUUAUACUACUACCCCCAAAAGGUUUCUAAUUUUUACAUGUAGGCAUUUCAAAUUAAGCUGAAUUACCACUGCUUUAAACCAAUCAAAUUGCAGAAAUUUCUCAUGUAGUAGUAUAAACGUGAAAAUAUUAUUUAUUUUAAUAAAUCUAUAUCAACAGUUUCGGCAAGGGAGGAAACAUUUAAUUUUGUGGCAUAGUCAUUAAGGAUUUUUUCAUAAAUAAGGCCAAUUUCUAUAGCAGUUUAUCGAAAACAAUAUUCUUUAGUGCGAAUGAAGUUUCAUUUUCCUUCGGUGAAUGUUCAUAUAUGAGAAUAGAUAUAUCAGUUAACAUUUGUCCUUUUGAUUUCCAAUACGCACACACACGGGCAGAUUUUAUAAUUUAUUUUGUUUUCGUUUUAGCUGCUGGAUUUCUUCCUCUAACGGACUGAUCUGGAUAUUCAUCUCGUUUGUUCUUGCAAUUGAGAUCGUAAGUCCAGUCAGUAUUUUUUUUUAAUCUGAUAAAAAAAAGUGACACACAAAAACGUACUAAAAGAAAAACAAAGAGAAUGGUUUAAAGGAUUUGUUUUAACGACAAAGAUUACCUCAGUCACCAUCACGUGGGCGGUGUUGUGAUAUUCUAAUUUAAGUUUUCUAUUUUCUCAACUCUGUUAUUUUUUCCAGAUAAACUUGUUGAUUUUGGUGAGAGUUAUAAGAGAAAUGACACGAAUGGAACAAACAAAGGACAACCAAGGAGAACAGAUAAGGUCUCACAGAUUUUAUUGCUUGUUUUAACAGGCAUGUGUAAGUACAUGUAAUAUACUGCAUUUGUUACGCGCCCGGCUUGAAUUAAGCAAAGAUUCCUUUUGAGAACAAAACUUUGUUUGGCCAUUUCGUUACAUUGGGCGCUUUCCAUUUACUCAAAAUUUCCGGAAUUUCCGGUUCGGCGGUAAAUGGAACACGUUUCGUCGGUUCGUCCCACUGGAAAAUUCCCAGAAAAAGUGGAAAAUCUAAAAAGGUGGUCCCGUUUUCCCGGUUGGAAUUUCCGAACGGAAUCUCGUGUUCCAUUUACGUUUCUCGUAGUUUGUACCAGUUCCAGGUCCACGGUCGGGCACCGCCACGUACCGGGGUUUACGACCAAAUGGAACAACUUUUUACCAAUCGGAAAUUCCACUUUUGCUACCAGCGAAAUUUCCGGGUUUUUUUCCUAAAUGGAAAGCGCCCAUUAUCACUACUCAAACUGCUCUAUUGUGUUCCCUUCGUUGUGAAUUGGCAACACAGUGACUUAGCUGCAACAACACCACCGGCAUUCCACUGAUGAAGGGCUAGGCUAAAAAAGUUAGGACGUUGGAAACAACAAUUUGUCUGUUUUAUCUUCGAGAUAUGUGUAUUUAAUUGAAUAUGUUAUUUAUUGGUAGACUUGGAAUCAGAGCAUGCGUGGUGCUAAUUCCCUUACUUGGGGUCACGUGGUUAUUCGGCGCACUAUCGUCAACCCACAAAGCAUUCGCUUACAUUUUUGUUAUCUUCAAUUCCACUCAGGUGAGAUGUGAGCCCCCUUUUUUGCGCAUACAUCAUUCAUCAAUUGGUAAACUAACCGUAGGGCCUGCUGUGUUUGUUGUUCGCCACUUGCACAACUCCCAUAAAGCACCUUAUUUGCCCCCUUUCCCUCCCCCCCCAAAAAAUGCGUAAUCAUUUCUCCUGGGUAUCACAACCCGUCCCAAGAGAAAUUAAAACAAUGCUUAUACGAAAUUUUGGGGGACAAAUAAGGUGCAUUAUGGGAGAUGUGCAAGUGGCAAAGACCGAAUUAAAUGUAUCCUUCCUUUAGCAACCAUCAGGCAAAGUGCACAUGAAGAUCUGCCAAAAAAGUUUUCUGCAACUAAAAAAGUCAUGAUUUAUUAUUGGGAAAAUAAGUCUGCAUUUAGUCCGUGGGUUGCACCCAUUUCGUAGCUUAAAAAGUAAAUACUUAAUCACAAAUCAAAGUCAAGAAAUUAAAAGAAGAUAUGGCAAAGCUCGAAAUUAUUUCACUGAAGACGGCCAAAGACUAUAUAAGUACAUUUUUUGGAAAACUUUGGUGACAGUCUUUUUUAUUUUCCUACCCGCAGGGAUUUUUCAUCUUUCUUCUUCACUGUGUGAGAAAUAGUGAGGUAAGGACAAAAUGUUAAACGAUUCCAACUUUUAUCAUCUCAUGUUGCCGAAUUAAAAGUUAAACAAUGUUUUUAGUAACUCGAAUCCAAACCCCAGAACCAAAAUCACAAGGAAUUUACGGUCAAACCCCUCGAUUACGAACACCUGUUUAUUACGGACUGUUACCAUGACCCCAAAACAUAAUAACAAUAGUCAUCAGAGAAAGUUGAUAGCAGAGCCUCCGCGCGCGCGUGGCGGAGCCCCUAUUGCUAUAGAAAAUGGAAACCUAUCAAUGCAUGCGAAUUUUUGGUUAUGACGUCAGCGUACGUCCGUCCGUCCAAACUUCCUUACAGACCUGGCAGGGAGGGAUCUUUCGAAUUAAUUCUCUUUGAUUAUCCUGCAGAUCAGAGAUAGGUUCAAAAGAAGAAUACGCGUGAUAUUUCCAGCUGCCAGCAAUGGAACUACAAGCGUUAAAAGACAAUCUGACCUCAAUGGCAGCAGCAGCGGAAUCCUUUCCCUGCGAAAAAUUGAAGUUAUGCCCAUAAGUACCGAGAGCCUAGUGAAAUCACCAUGA